UGCGCUUGCAGAGGUCAUUCGGCUAAGUGAUUCUAGCACCUGCAAGCAUACCACGUUAUCGGUAACAGUCCCAAGCUUGCGAUCUCUCAACGACAUCUAUAAAACUGUCAAAAUGGCUGGGAUGACAUGGGGUAAAUAUUUGGCAAGCACACAUUUCUGGGGGCCUGUUGCCAACUGGGGCCUGCCGAUAGCUGCGAUGAUGGACCUGAAGAAAGACCCAACCAUGAUCAGUGGUAAAAUGACCACAGCCCUUUGUAUAUAUUCCAUGUUGUUUAUGCGAUUUGCAUGGAAAGUACAGCCGAGGAACAUGCUCCUGUUUGCCUGCCAUGCGACUAAUGAAACAACACAGCUAGUACAGCUAAUGAGAUUUACACAUCAUUUUUAUCUAAAGUCUCCAGAGGCUCCAGAAGAGUACCAAACAUCAGUACACAAGCCAACAGAAUAGAUGUGAUAUUGUCUUGCUGGCAUGUUUGUAUAUUUAUUACAACAGAAUAGAUGUGAUAUUGUCUUGGAAUAAAUGCUGAAUUUGUCUGCCCAGCAUGUUUGUGUAGAUAUUGAUUAAUUCUCACAGACAUGUAUGUGUAGGUGUCGAUUAAUUCUCACAGACAUGUAUGUGUAGUGUCGAUUAAUUCUCACAGACAUAUAUGUGAAGGUAUCGAUUAAUUCUCACAGACAUGUAUGUGUAGGUGUCGAUUUAUUCUCACAGACUUGUAUGUGUAGGUGUCGAAUUAUUCUCACAGACAUGUAUGUGUAGGUGUCGAUUAAUUCUCAGACAUAUACAUGUGUAGGUGUCAAUUAAUUCUCACAGACAUGUAUGUGUAGGUGUCGAUUUAUUCUCACAGACUUGUAUGUGUAGGUGUCGAAUUAUUCUCACAGACAUGUAUGUGUAGGUGUCGAUUUAUUCUCACAGACAUGUUUGUGUAGGUGUCGAUUAAUUCUCACUGACAUGUAUGUGUAGAUGUCAAUUUAUUCUCACAGACAUGUAUGUGUAGGUGUCGAUUUAUUCUCACAGACUUGUAUGUGUAGGUGUCGAAUUAUUCUCACAGACAUGUAUGUGUAGGUGUCGAUUAAUUCUCACAGACAUGUAUGUGUAGUGUCGAUUAAUUCUCACAGACAUAUAUGUGAAGGUGUCGAUUAAUUCUCACAGACAUGUAUGUGUAGGUGUCGAUUAAUUCUCAGACAUAUACAUGUGUAGGUGUCAAUUAAUUCUCACAGACAUGUAUGUGUAGGUGUCGAUUAAUUCUCACAGACUUGUAUGUGUAGGUUUCUUUAUAUUCUCACCAACAUGUUUGUGUAGGUAUUGAUUAAUUCUCACCAACAUGUAUGUGUAGGUGCCGAUAUAUAUUCUCACAAAUUCUCACAGACGUAUAUGUGUAGGUGUCGAUUAAUUCUCACAGACAUGUAUGUGUAGGUGUCGAUUAAUUCUCAGACAUAUACAUGUGUAGGUGUCAAUUAAUUCUCACAGACAUGUAUGUGUAGGUGUCGAUUAAUUCUCACAGACAUAUAUGUGUAGGUGUCGAUUAUUUAUCACAGACAUAUAUGUGUAGCUGUCGAUUUAUUGUCACAGACAUGUAUGUGUAAGUGUCUUUAUAUUCUCAACAACAUGUUUGAGUAGGUGUCGAUUAAUUCUCACUAACAUUUAUGUGUAGGUGUCGAUUUAUUCUCACAGACAUGUAUGUGUAGGUGUCGAUUUAUUCUCACAGACAUGUUUGUGUAGGUGUCGAUUAAUUCUCACUGACAUGUUUGUGUAGGUGUCGAUUUAUUCUCACAGACAUGUAUGUGUAGGUGUCUUUAUAUUCUCACAGACAUGUAUGUGUAGGUGUCGAUUAAUUAUCACCGACAUGUAUGUGUAGGUGUCUUUAUAUUAUCACCAACAUGUAUGUGUAGGUGUCGAUUUAUUCUCACAGACAUGUAUGUGUAGGUGUCGAUUUAUUCUCACAAACUUGUAUGUAAAUAGGUGUCAAUUUAUUCUCACGGACAUGUAUGUCUAGCUAGGUGUCAAUUUAUUCUCACUGAAUAUGUUUCUCUAGCUAGGUGUCAAUUUAUUUUCACGGAAUAUGUUUGUGUAGGUGCUGAUUUUGUGUACCAACAUGUUUGUUUAACUGUUGAAAUAGAAGAAGUGCUUGCAUCGUCUCAACAACACAUUUGUUUUAUCACGUUUGAAUUAAGUGCUCCUGAAAAGUGGUUUUAGGCAGCAAUGGUUGAUGCAAGUAUACAUACAUGUACAGUGAAUACUAGCUAGUAAGAAUUUGAAGAUCAAUUCAUUAUCUCUAUGUGGCAUGUGACAUAUUUCUUAAAAUAACGGGCCUAUAGCAAUUACUUAAUCAAAGCAACACAUUUUAAAAUGAGUUCUGAAUGUAAAACCCAAUGUUAGUUUAUGCCACUGUGAUGCCUUAUAUUGUACAUUAUCCUAGUUACAGUGACUGUGUUCUUUACAUAAUGAUGUUCUCUAUGAAAACAUGUCUCAAAUUGCAUUUAAAAGAUUUUAAUAAUCAGGAAAAAAACUUCCAAUAGGGCAUAUAUAUGUGCAUUUUAAACUAAUUUUACUGCCAUUUCUUUAAUUAACGGUCAGAUUUUAAUAGUAACAUGCCUUUUUCAUAUGAUCUUUCGAAAGGGCAUCAAGUGAUCUUUGAAUGUGUUGCAACCUUGACCCAAGGUCAUAUCUCUGUGGUCAAUGUCACAGAGUUUGGACAUCUUUAACUGGCUUCAAAGCUAUAAUUCUGUACUUGUACUCUUUUGUACAGAUGAAGAGUUGGUGAGGCAUAUGCAUUGUGCCUAUCUGUGGGAUUGAGAUACCCGACAUGUUUGACAGCUCACAUUUCUCUAUCUUACACAUAGGUAGUGGCAAAACAAUACUGUUACUUAUUUAUAUUGUAAGUUCUCUACUCAGUUUAUGUAUUUAAAAUGGGUAUGAUGAGAUUACUGAUGUUUUAUGCAUUUUAGAAUGUUAAGUACUUUUACAUAAUGAACACAUUGCUGAUGAAUGAGAGUUUAUGUGAAUGUAGGUAAGAGGGUGAGAGGCAUUUUAUAUUUAGUAUUGUUUUGGUACAGGACAGGGCAUUUAAUCGCCAUUUAUAAUAUCUAUUGGAAAGAUAUAAUACAACAUAAUCAUCCAUUGAAAUAUUGUAUUAGUGAACGUUAAUAAAGUCUUAAUUAAGUCUGAAAUUUUGUUCAGCUAUCUUCUGCUUAUAUGUAUGCAAACAUUGAUUAAAGGUUCUAUGUAAUUAUGAAGGGAGGCACUAUUAGUUUUCAGAUGUAAAAUACAUUUUGCUAUAAAUUAGAAUAAUGCACUGUUUAUUCAUAACAAAAUUGAUGUGUGAAAGAUGAGAGAGUCGGGACAUUUAGAUCAGGUGUGUUUGCCGUCAUACAUGUACAUACAAGUGUAAUUUGUUUUGUGAUGGUGCACUGAGUAGUACCGAGUAUCAUUAGAAUUUUGAUCCGAGUGUAAUUUUCACAAACAUGGAACUGAGUUUUAUAUGAAAUCAAUUGUUAGCUGUAAUAUGUGAGCAAUCAAUGUCAUAUACUGCUGUAAAAAUGAAGUCUGUUCAGUAGAACUUACUGUCUAUAGCUAGUUAUAAAAAUACCCAAGGAUGUUCAUGUAGACUUACUGUCUAGUUAUAAAAAUAUCCAAGGAUGUAGCAUAAACCCCGUAAAAAGAUUUGACUCAGUGUAAUAGAUCCCAUUACCCAUUUCACUUGGAUGAGUCCAUUGAUUAUUUAGAGAACAUUCCACUUACCCACCUGCUGUGUUAGCUAUGGUAAUACAUCCCUCACAUGUGUGUACUAGAUGUAGAGUUGGUACAUGUAGUCUGGAAAAACUACCUUGAACUCCUUCCUGUGUGAUGAUGAAUUAUAUCAUUGGAUGAGGACAUUGUUUAUAGUGCUACUGUAUAUAUACACUGUAAAUCACCUUAAAUGAAGAAAACUAGGCUGUGUUGGGGGUGGUUGGGGGUGUGGCCCAUGUUGGAGGUUCUUUAAGUGUUUGAGGUUGAUUGAGGGUGUCACAGAGAACAGUUAUAUUGUUGUAGUUGUUGAUACAUUAGGUUCAGUAAAUGUUAACAUGCUCCAUUAAGUUAGCUUCUCCCCAUCAGCUUCACUUUGGUUGUGCCCUAUGAGUUACUUACCGGUAGGUCUAGCAUGCUGUGUGGUAGCUUAUAGGAUUUUAAAUGAUAAUUUCGUAAAAUUUAAGCAAUAUGGUGUAAAUUAUUUGUAACACAUUGUCAAAUAUUGGAGAAAAAGGGAGAAUGGUUAUGCAAUGAAUGUCUACUUAAAACCAUCUAAAAAAAGUGAAAAAAAUCUGAUCCUUACUUAAUGUUAGCCUGCAAGGCAUGUUAAACAACCUGAAAGUAAAUCUUUUGGUGUUUAAAAAUCAUAUUGUCAAUACCAAAGCUGCUUGAGGCAAUCUACAUUUGUAUAUUGGUUUUGUUAAUCGGCAGAGGUAUGGAUAAUCAUAACAUGGUAAUUUGGAUAGACGAUUUUUGGAAACAAGGAUAUAAACAUUUUCCGAUGGGCAUGGGCGAUAAUUACACGUACAGCAGUUUGACGAGGACGAUUGUUUACAUGUAUAAUUAUUGCUGAACAUUGAUUGUUCUCAGGUGAAGGUUAAAUACUUGGGUAGCCUAAACUAAGUUAUACACUAGUGAAGGGAGAGGAGGGCGAUUGUUAUAGGGACUCUUCACAAAUACAAUUACAUGUAAAACUUGGUGAUAAACUAAACAAUUUUGGCCUCUGAAGUAGAUAGUCUAAGCAAUUUUUGUAAUUUGUAUUCAAUAGAUCCGACACAGUAUCAUACCUGUUAAGUAAUAGCAAAAAGGUAGUGUAUGCUUUGCAAAUGUUUUAUUUAUCAUAUAUUAACAUUUUUACGAAAUUGUUAUUUUUCUAUUUAAACUUUGAUUUCAAGUUUGAUGAAGAUUGUUGACAUGCAAAUGUAAAUGUUGCAUAGAAAUAAAGAUAAACUGAAACUUGAACAUUGACAUAAAUUAGUUGUACACAAGGUGGCAACUGAAACGAGCGAUGUAUUUUUUUUCUCCUUUACACUUACAAAAGAAAAAUUCAGAUGAGUAUCUUAAUAGCUCAUCUAUAUCCUUAAUUAUUAUGUACUGUAUAAUCUGAGAGGGAAGUAUCUCUUUUUGAAUAAAAAGUGUCAACUUGUU
Mizuhopecten yessoensis (Yesso scallop) is the source of this 5152-nucleotide messenger RNA. Its product is annotated as mitochondrial pyruvate carrier 1-like. The record is from RefSeq and is a predicted model, not a curated record. Gene Ontology annotation, cellular component: mitochondrial inner membrane. Gene Ontology annotation, biological process: pyruvate import into mitochondria. The transcript has 6 exons. The coding region runs from base 113 to 445 and encodes 110 amino acids. Lineage: Eukaryota; Metazoa; Mollusca; Bivalvia; Pectinida; Pectinidae.